This is a messenger RNA of Selaginella moellendorffii, 1830 nucleotides long. RefSeq lists its product as uncharacterized. Lineage: Eukaryota; Viridiplantae; Streptophyta; Lycopodiopsida; Selaginellales; Selaginellaceae. The coding region runs from base 1 to 1554 and encodes 517 amino acids. The record is from RefSeq and is a predicted model, not a curated record. The transcript is spliced from 12 exons.
AUGGUUAAAGAAAUAACCCCUUUACAGUUACCCCCCAUCGGACGGCUGCAAUUGGCUGAAUCCGGCGGCCCAGAAAGGCUAGGGUUCUUCGAUGGGGCUCAAGCUGCGAGCAGUGCCGAUCACGGAGGUGAAUUUCCGGCCUUUUGGCCAGCUCCUGGGAAAGAUCGGCGACGGAUGCGAAUUCUACCUCAUGGAGCUCAAGAAAACGGGGCUGCGAUUCAAAAGGAUAACGCAUCACGCCAGGGUCACGCAGUGUCUGGGAUCAGUGGGAGCUCAUCCUUGGUUGUGGAUCACACUACCCACGUGUUUGAGGACGACGGUGCUGAUUAUGGUCGAAAGCCGCCUGCUUUCUGUCGAACACGAGCGAGCGGAUCGGAAAAGUACGAACUCUAUGCUUGGAAAGUUUCAAAACAGCGUAGUGGUGACCACAAUUUCAGAAAGGAGAUCUUCUAUGAACGUUCUGUUAGUGAAUUACAAUUGCGUAAGCGAAGUUGCUGCGAGUUCGGAUCUCCUAUGAACAUGACACAUUCGAGGGCGCUGUUGACGAGCUCCUCGAGGCUUCUGGAAUGCUUGGUAAGUCCCACAAAACCCGAAAACGUUAAGAAGUUUUCUUCGUCUGAGGCAGUCGCUGACAUUGCUUCCAGGGACGCCUCCAUUUCACCGUCUUCUCUAAAACGUCGCAAGAACCUGGCGUCCUUUGCCAUCAAGCUGUUCAGAAGCUCUACGCUAUAUCGCCGGAUACGAUUCAAGCUCCUAGAAGGUGCUGUCUGGGAUAGAAGCUCUGUGAUUUUUUCGCAAAGCCGUGAUUGUUGCGAUAGCACGCCUUGUUCAAAGUUACGUGUGUCGAGCCAGGGGAUUAUGGCUGCUGCCAAACCGAUGGCUGCCUGCUGUUCCUUGUCUGUGGAUUCCAGCACCAUCUGGAGGAUGGGAGAUAUGGCUGCUCCAAGCUCCAACUUUUCUUCGUCGUUAAGCUCACCGCACAAGCUUCGCAAAAUUGUGGCUGCAUGGACUCCAAUUGGCUUGCUUUUGCGCCUGAGGAGCCUCGAGCAAUUGUUGGGACACUGGAGGACGAGCAAAAAUAUGGCUUCCCCGGCUCUCAUGGCGAUGCUCAACUGGUGGCUGUUCGGUGCGGUUUCUCUCGCAAAUAUGGCCAUCAAGCUUUGGAUAACUCCUCCAGUUGCACCAAUGCAAUCUCUAAGCUCGUCCUCGGUUGCUAACAGCUUGAUCACGUCUACUGCCAGAGACCGUCCAGAAUCUCCUCCCGCGCCAGCCAAUGUCCUCAAAAGCUCGAGUGAUCGACGGAAUACUUUUCUCGACGUUCGUACUUCGAGGAAGUUCCAGUCUUCGUCUUGGAUAAACGCAACCAGGAUGGAGAUAAGUCCGCUGGUGUUACCGAUUCGCACGCAUGUCCUGUGGUCCACGGCUAGCCUGUUGAGGAUAGCGAGUCCGUAUCUCUGUUCUUCUGGCACUAUCUUCUCUCCUGCGGUUAAAAGGGAAAUGAUGGCUUCCAGGGAUCCAGGGAUAGCGGAAAUCCUGAAGCAGUUACUCCGGUGACGAAGCAGGUGAUCAUCUCUAAGAGUCUCUCCACAACUCCACAACUACACAGGAGGAAGAAAGAAAAGGUAGAGAAGAAAGUGAAGAAGAAUCAAUGAAGAAGACGAAGAAAGGAGCUAAUUACUUCUGUCCGUGAAGAUGAGUGGAGAGAGCAACUUCAAAGAGCUAAAACUUUCACACGACAAACGGUCAGACGAGAAACUGGAGCACUAGUGCUGCGAUUCCAGAUUGAUCAAUGUUGUUUGACAACAAUGAUCUGACACACACAAGACUGUU